UUUCAUUCAGUCAAGCUCUAUUCCUUCUGGCCGUGACCGGGCUUCUCCGGUUGGAAAACGCUUUCUCUCCGUUGGGACUGACGGGAACUAACUAAAUUGAUUUAAAUUCAGUACUAGCUUUAAAUUUAACUAGCUGACAUGAGCUACUCAUGAAAUAAAGAUAUUUUCUGGUGAGAAAACCGGGGAAUACAGAGAACGACAGAAAAGAAAACGAGGAAACCACCAAAAGGAAAUGCCAAUCGCAGCCACGGGUCAACUGACGACUCAGGAACCCUGUAUUUUCUCCCGACUGCCCUCCACCCCGGAGCCUGUACCAAAAGGGGGUAAUUUAUGUGACGUUGCGGGGGCAGUAGCCGAGUCGCAGGAGCGAACAGAAUACGGGGGCGCCGAGGGGGGCAGGGGAGGACUAGUAGCCAGCUACAGUCAGACCAGCGGCGCUAGGGGAUUUCUGCCGCUUCGUUCUUCCAACUCCAACGGUUCUCCUCCGCAAUCCCCUCCCACGUCCUCCCCCCUCGCCUCAUCUUUCUUCCAUCACCACCCCUAUCAAAUGGCCAUGGAGCCGCCCAGGACUCGAUCGCGUUCUCGGUCUGGAUUCUACCAGCAGUAUGGUGCGACCGGCCCCGGGAUUAAUGCUAACGGGGGAAACGGACCUAACCACCAUCAUCACCACAGCCAGCAGCAUCAUCAACAACAGCACAACUCUGGUUGCUCACACCUUGGAGCUCACAGCCACCACACGGAGCAGCACAGCAUACGAGCACCGGGAUCUAACGUCUCCCCCGGCGCUCAGAGGCAGUCGGGACCGCCUGGAGCACAUCGCAUCUCACCCGCAGGUAAGCAUUCUCUCCCUUCCUCAGCAGUGCUCUCAUUUCUGGGUUCUUGUCUAGUGUCUUGUGUGUUGACUAUCCUUGACCCGACCAGCUAGAGAAUCUGCUCUGUUGUAGCCUCUCGUGUCCCGGAGACAGAGGAAAUGUGUGUGUUUCUGUGAUGGCACACAACAGUGUGUGUCAGAGAAUAGCCAGGCAGGGAAAGAGAGGGGCAGUGAGGAGAGACAGAGAACUCGAUCUGGUUUAAUGCACUAAGGAUCAGCUUCUGAAAGGGAGAGCAGGGGGGGAGGGGCUAGGCAGGCAGCUAUAUCGUGUUGGCAUGGUAAUGUGUGCGUGUGUGACUGCACAUUAGUUCUAUUCUAAUUAAGUAGACACUGUUAUGUGCUGCCACAGAGCUGCAGCUAGGUGGUUUAUUACAUUGUAGUUACAUGAAACAAGCAGUCUGUAACACACCACACACUACAUUUAGCUUUGUGCAUGAUGCUGCCAAGAUGCACUGAGAUGAACUCUAGUCUCUGUCUCUCUCUCUCCGCCUGUUCCUCUCUGUAGCUCUGUGUUUGUCUCUCUCU
Molecule: messenger RNA, 1396 nt
Organism: Oncorhynchus kisutch (coho salmon)
Lineage: Eukaryota; Metazoa; Chordata; Actinopteri; Salmoniformes; Salmonidae
Product: homeobox protein OTX1-like
Exons: 2
Coding region: 233-925 (230 amino acids)
Source: RefSeq, a predicted model, not a curated record